UAACUUGUUGGGAGAGUACAGUUGUCCGGCCAAUCAUUGUCCUCUAUUUUAAUUUGUGUUCCCAUUAAAUUGCUUAGCUUUUUGGCCGACCAUUUCUCCAUCAAUUAUAGCUCUUUUCUGCACCCCUUCAUGGAGGACCAUAGCCUUUCUCUACCUCUCUUAGCUUCCCCUGCCGCUGUCUCCUCCUCUGCCUCCGCCGCAGAGGAUGAUGGAAACGGUUCUUUCUCGUCGAGUUCCCGAAUCAUUCCCCGGUUUCUUUUGGUAAUUUUCAUUGGAACAGUCUCCAUAUGGGCAAGCCACGAAGCAUCAAAAGGGUUCAACGUAACUGUAAUCAACAAUGACAAGGAGUCUCCAGCUGGGCAACGCUUUGCUCUGUUUUACGUAUCAAAUGAUGAAGCCACACGGAUCAUCCUGAACACAAGCGCCGUGGUCGAAAACAUUCUUUAUCCAGACCCCAACCAAACCAAGAAGCCAGUUCACCAUGUCAUUCUCCAGCUUGCUAGCAAGAACUUGACGAGCAAAGUCAUUGUAGACACAAGCAAAAGCAAAGAGUUUGUCUAUACCAUCAGUUUAAGUCCAUCAAUAUUGGAAGGAAGCAAUGUCAAGCAUGAUGUUAUUUUCGCCAUACAACGAGCCAUGGCUCGGAUAUGGCUCUGGGAUGGCGAGUCCAGGGCUCCACCUUGGCUCAUAGAUGGCAUGGAAGAGUAUAUAUGGAUGCAGGCUGGAUUUGAUGGCCAUGAGAAAGAAACAUUACAUCCAGGAUUGGAAUUAUUCGGACCAGAACAGUUUUGUUUUCUUCUUUCUCAGGUUUGUUCCAACUCCAACAACCUCAGCUCGGGUUCUGGUGAUGGGAAGGGCAAAUCAGGUCGGCUUUGCUGGGAAGAUAAGGACCCAAAAAUUGUGGCACAGGCUUUCAGUUAUCUUGAGCAGCAAAAGAAGGGGUAUAUUCGAGGAUUGAAUCAGAUGCUUAGAGAUCCGUGGACUGACAAUCAGCCAUGCGAGCGAUGAGCCAGAUCCAUUAAUCGGGGGAACAGAUUGGGUGAGCUUUUAGCUGUCAUUUUGUACAAUUUCUAGUCCACAUGGGGGGUCUAUCGUUGGAUUGGAACUGGAUUUUAUCAUUAUUUAUGAACAAGAGGACAGGGGACACAGUCAAGGAUGAGGAUAAUUAUUUGCUGCUAGGAAAUUAAACCAUUAUUCCUUUUUCUGAUCACUAUGUUUAUUACAAAUCAAUUCUGCUCUUUGUUUCGAUCA
Molecule: messenger RNA, 1251 nt
Organism: Theobroma cacao (cacao)
Lineage: Eukaryota; Viridiplantae; Streptophyta; Magnoliopsida; Malvales; Malvaceae
Product: Plant basic secretory protein (BSP) family protein
Source: RefSeq, a predicted model, not a curated record